Myotis myotis is the source of this 1312-nucleotide messenger RNA. Its product is annotated as T-cell surface glycoprotein CD1a-like. Gene Ontology annotation, cellular component: external side of plasma membrane. The transcript is spliced from 5 exons. Gene Ontology annotation, biological process: positive regulation of T cell mediated cytotoxicity; antigen processing and presentation, exogenous lipid antigen via MHC class Ib; antigen processing and presentation, endogenous lipid antigen via MHC class Ib. The record is from RefSeq and is a predicted model, not a curated record. NCBI's taxonomy places the organism in Eukaryota, Metazoa, Chordata, Mammalia, Chiroptera, Vespertilionidae. Gene Ontology annotation, molecular function: lipopeptide binding; endogenous lipid antigen binding; exogenous lipid antigen binding.
UCAUUGUCUGAAUGCGAAGAAAAUGUCCCCAGAGGUAAACUUGACUUUUCAAUGGCGCAUAACACUUAGUCCAGAGAAGCUGAAUUAGAGAAAGAUGAACAGAAUGAAGGCUGGUAGCAAGGGGAGAAGUUGAAAGUCAGAAGUGGAGGGGAAAUGAGAGGCUGAAUCAGUGCCUGGAGUUUAGGGAAGGAGCACUGUUUUUUUGUUUUUUUUCUUUUGGUGGUGGUUUGUUGGUAGAAGAAGGAAGUCAGAAUUGAUGUAUUGUGGAGCAGUUCUAUUUAAAACAGAAGAUAAAGACAGACUUUCCUGAAAAGAAAUAACAUCAGUAAAUGAAAUGCUGUUUCUGCAAAUUUCAUUGCUAGCAGUUCUCCUCGCAGCUGGUGACAAUGAAGAUGCCUUCCAGGAGGAGAUCUCCUUCAAAAUGAUCCACACCUCAUCCUUCUACAACCAUUCCUGGGUGAAAAUUCAGAACUCUGCUUGGUUGGAUGACUUGCAGACUCAUGGCUGGGACACCAACUCUGGCAGAAUUAUUUUCCUGCGUCCUUGGUCCAAGGGCAACUUGAGCAAGGAAGAGAUAAAAGAACUGGAAGAAUUCUUCCAUGGGUUACCCAUGCCUCAAGAAAUUCACAGACAUGCCAGUCAAUGGAAGUUUAAAUAUCCCUUUGAGAUUCAGAUAACAUUAGGAUGUGAGCUGCACCCUGAGCGAGCCAUAGUAGGCAUCUAUGGAUUCGCUUAUCAAGGAUCAGAUCUCCUGCAAUUCCAGAACAAUUCAUGGCUGCCAUCUCCAAAGGGUGGAACAAGAGCUCAGGAUGUGAGCAGAGUAUUCAAUCAGUACCAUGUCACCAAGAGAGAAGUAUAGAGCAUUCUAAGUGACACCUGCCCACGAUUCCUCUUGAGUAUUCUUGAUGCAGGGAAGGCAGAUCUCCAGAGACAAGUAAAACCAGAGGCCUGGCUGUCCACUGGCCCCAAUCCUGGUCCUGACCAUGAGAUGCUGGUUUGUCAUGCCUCUGGCUUCCACCCAAAGCCAAUUUGGAUAAAGUGGAUACGAGAUGAACAGGUAUAACAGGGCACUCAACAAAGUGGUAUCUUGCCCAAUGCUGAUGGGACAUGGUACCUUCAGGUUUUCUUGGAUGUGGAAGCCACUGAGACAUCUGGCCUGUAUUGCCGGGUGAAACAUAGCAGCCUAGGAGGCCAGGACAUCCUCCUCCACUUGGAACAUCAUCAUAACUCCGUGGGCUUGAUCAUCUUGGCAGUGAUGGUGCCCCUGGUGCUUCUGACAGCUCUUGCAUUUUGGCUUAGGAAGCGCUGGUGA